This is a messenger RNA of Drosophila bipectinata, 1134 nucleotides long. It is a transcript of the gene Noa36, whose product is annotated as zinc finger protein 330 homolog Noa36. NCBI's taxonomy places the organism in Eukaryota, Metazoa, Arthropoda, Insecta, Diptera, Drosophilidae. The record is from RefSeq and is a predicted model, not a curated record. Gene Ontology annotation, cellular component: nucleus. Gene Ontology annotation, molecular function: zinc ion binding.
ACUGGUAUUUUCUAGCGCCCUUUGUGUGGUCACACUUGUCGCACACGUAAGGAAAGUAAAAUUUAUUCGAUUUUAGAAAAUGCCGAAAAAAAAGACUGGCCAGCGUAAAAAGGCUGAAAAGCAGAAGCUGCGCCUCAAGGAGAUACGCAGCCGUGAAACGCCGCUGGCGGAUCUCCCCUGCAAUGCACCAAUGGACUGCGACAAGUGCGAAAAGAAGCAAAAGUCUCGAGCUUUCUGCUACUUCUGCCAGAGUGUGCAAAGACUCCCGAUAUGCGCCCAAUGCGGCAAGAUCAAGUGCAUGUUGAAGACUGGGGACUGUGUGGUGAAGCAUCCUGGGGUGUACACCACCGGUCUUGGAAUGGUGGGUGCCAUUUGCGACUUCUGUGAGGCGUGGGUCUGCCACGGUCGCAAGUGCCUCCAAACACAUGCUUGCACCUGCCCCUUGCAGAACGCCGUUUGCCUGGAAUGCGAGCGAGGCGUCUGGGAGCACGGUGGCCGUAUCUUCAAGUGCUCCUUUUGCAAUGGCUUCCUGUGCGAAGACGACCAGUUUGAGCAUCAGGCUAGUUGCCAGGUUCUGGAGUCGGAGAACUACAAGUGCCAAUCGUGCAACCGACUGGGUCAGUACUCCUGUCUGCGCUGCAAGACUUGCUAUUGCGAGGAUCAUGUGCGCCGCAAGGGCUUCAAGUACGACAAGAAUAAGGCCAUUCCAUGUCCAAAAUGCAAUUACGAUACCUCGGUCACGAAGGACCUCAGUAUGUCGACGCGUUCGCACAAAUUUGGUCGCCAGCAACAGGGCGGCGGCAGCGACGACGAGGACGGAUAUGGUGGUUACUAUGGAGGAGCCAGUGGCAGCUCUGGCUAUUAUGGAGGUGCCACUUAUGGCGACGAUGAUGAGGAAGAGUCUGAUGGAGACUACGACGACGAUGAAAGUGAUGAAGAUGAUGAUGAUGAUGAGGAGGAAGGCGAGACCACCGAAAGCGAACCAGAGAAAGAAUCUGAAAAAGCCGGUACAUCUGGCACCAAAUAGGAAUGUGAUCACUGCUAUGCUGCGUCCCUUUAUUUCCAGCUAUAAACUGUGCAAUUGGUUUUAAAUUUUAUUGAAAUAAAUUCUCUGUUAUUUUGAAGAAUGUCAAG